Molecule: messenger RNA, 1335 nt
Organism: Opisthocomus hoazin
Lineage: Eukaryota; Metazoa; Chordata; Aves; Opisthocomiformes; Opisthocomidae
Source: RefSeq, a predicted model, not a curated record
AUGUUGAGUGUGUUGUGUUUUAAGGUUUUGAGGAAAAUGCAGAGACGGCAUAGCAGCAACACUGAUAACGUUCCUCCUGAAAGAAACCGGAGCCAAACAGUCAGUUCUGAAACCAGCGUGGAUGAAAGUGGAGUUUUUGAAAGUCUGAAGGCUGAAGCUUCCUCACCACAACAGCUGUUCUCAGGCCUGGCAGGUAUCCCGUCGGGCACCAUCACAGCCACACCGUUCCAGACAGGUUUGGUUCUGGGCUCUUCAGCAGGGGGGGGGGGAGGAUCAGCCCCAAGAUAGGAAGGGACCAGUCGUACAGAAGGAGCCCCGUUUCACCACCGGCAAGCGUCCCAUCAUUUCCACCAUGGCCACCACCGGGGUGCAUCUCUACUGCACAUGGCAGGAGGAGACCGCCAUGGGCAUGCUGAGGAAGGCAGUGACGAACAGGCUGGGACUCCAGCCCCAGCUCUUUCAGAGUUAAAAGCUGUGAUUGGUUGGCUGCAGAAGGGACUUCCCUUCAUCUUGAUCCUCCUGGCUAAAGUUUGUUUCCAGCAUAAGCUUGGGAUUGCCGUGUGCAUUGGUAUGGCCAGCACAUUCGCAUAUGCCAACUCAACACUCCGAGAACAGGUUGCUCUGAAGGAGAAGAGGUCAGUGUUGGUUGUCUUCUGGAUCCUGGCCUUUCUCACCGGAAACACGCUGUACUUGCUGUACACAUUCAGCUCUCAGCAGCUGUACAACAGCCUCAUUUUUCUGAAACCCAACCUUGAGAAGCUGGACUUCUUCGACCUGAUGUGGAUUGUGGGGAUUGCAGACUUUGUGCUGAAGUACCUCACCAUCGCGUUGAAAUGCCUAAUUGUUGCCCUGCCCAAGAUCAUCCUAGCUGUCAAGUCAAAGGGAAAGUUUUAUCUGGUUAUUGAGGAGCUGAGCCAGCUGUUCCGCUCCCUUGUCCCCAUCCAGUUAUGGUAUAAAUACAUCAUGGGAGAUGAUCCAUCCAGCAGCUACUUCCUAGGUGGGAUCCUGAUCAUCCUGUAUAGCCUCUGCAAGUCUUUUGACAUCUGUGGUCGUGUGGGAAGUGUCCGGAAGGCACUGAAGGUCCUUUGCACCCCACAGACCUACGGAGUUCGUGCUACCAGCCAGCAGUGCAGCGAGGCAGGUGAUAUCUGUGCCAUCUGCCAAGCAGAGUUCAGGGAACCUUUGAUCCUUAUGUGCCAGCACGUGUUUUGUGAAGAAUGCCUCUGCCUCUGGUUUGACAGGGAGAAAACCUGUCCUCUUUGUCGUUCUGUCACAGUAGAAACCCUGCGUUGCUGGAAAGACGGCACCACCUCUGCUCACUUCCAGGUGUAUUAA